Messenger RNA from Rosa rugosa (rugosa rose), 1335 nucleotides. RefSeq lists its product as uncharacterized. The coding region runs from base 1 to 1335 and encodes 444 amino acids. The transcript is spliced from 4 exons. The record is from RefSeq and is a predicted model, not a curated record. NCBI's taxonomy places the organism in Eukaryota, Viridiplantae, Streptophyta, Magnoliopsida, Rosales, Rosaceae.
AUGGCGGGAAUAGCAAUUGUCUUAGAUCUGCUGAGAAAAAACCCAAGUCUUACAACCCAAAGCCUACACGCUUCUGGGUUUUUCUCCGCUAAAGCAGCCGCCACCGCCGCCUCCGUCACCGCUGGAGCUCCUUACGUUUACAAGUCCUUCUUCAGUAAUUUUAGGGUUCCAGUUGCCUAUUGUGAUGCUGGAGCAACAUUGUCUGAAGAUUACACCUCUAAUGUACGAAGUGCAUCCUUAAAAAUAUUUCAGAAUGAAUCUGUGAAUUUCGGUACCAAGGAAUACACAAUCGAGUUAAAGCCUCUAUUCUCAGCUUUCGAAUUGAGAGCUCUAACUCUGACGACUCUGAGGUCAUUUUUGAUGUUCUACUUACCUCUUCUGGAGCCUCGUAGAAACUUGCAAGAGGACGAUGAUGACUUCCUGCGGGACACUGAAGAAGAACAACAUGUAGAUUAUGUUGCUCCAUUCAAAAAAUCACUAAAGAAAAUUGCUCGUGAUGCUACUGUCUCAACCACUAAACGGAUUCUGGAAAGAAUUUCUGUUCAUUAUGUGUCACAGAGAAUGGCAUGGAAACUUCUGAAAGAUACCUCAAAGUCUGCGAUGAGGAAAGCUGGAAGAAGAAUGCCAACUUACGUUUUCUUCUUCAGUGUUAGCAAGAUGACUAUGAGAGGACACUUUCUAGAUGUUGCAGCAUCUUGGAUCAUCUCAGUUAGCAUUGAUAUCUACCGAACUUUUUCUGGAAUGACAAACUCUAAAGAAGUGGUUGAUGAAAUUGAUACACCACAAAAGCUUAAACGUCUUGGGAAUAAGGUUUGGGGCACUACUAUCAGGUGUGGUGCAUCACUGAUUUUUGCUUCGAUUGGGGCAGCGUUGCAAUAUCGCCAAUCCAUUGCAGAUAGAUUACUAGGCAGGGCCGGCCCUAAAUUCCAGAGUGUUGGAAGUCUGAAAACUCAGGAGGAGGUGAAGAGGUAUUGGGGAGUUGGGAAGCGGAGGAUGGUUGAGCAGAUGAAUCAGAUUUUGAUGUUGGAGGUGGAAGACAUGAUGAUGGGUGAGGUUAUAUUUGAGCCGGCGAGUAAAAUGUCGAUUGAGAAGUUGGAGAGGGUGAGAAUAGUGGAAGCGUCAACCAUGCGUGCGAUUUGUGCAGAGGAGAUUGUGGUUGGUUCCGAAGAAAUUCAUAUGCUAUGUUCGCAUUUUUACCAUGGCGAUUGCAUUGUCAAGUUGUUGGAGCAGAGCAAGUUUUGCCCACAAUGUCAAUAUGUUGUGCCUGCAGCUUCUAAGGAUGAAACAGGAAUACCACUGAUGAAUAGACAUGAGAGAAAAGGUGUUGAUAAUUAA